This is a messenger RNA of Ooceraea biroi (clonal raider ant), 3784 nucleotides long. RefSeq names its product Ionotropic receptor 76a. NCBI's taxonomy places the organism in Eukaryota, Metazoa, Arthropoda, Insecta, Hymenoptera, Formicidae. Gene Ontology annotation, molecular function: ligand-gated monoatomic ion channel activity. Gene Ontology annotation, cellular component: membrane. The record is from RefSeq and is a predicted model, not a curated record.
UGGCAUCUUGCGUAUUGCGAACGCGCGCGGUUAAUUUUUCAAGGGCCAUCGUCAAUUAAGUGUCCGGCGACGUAACGCGAAGCAUAAUUACGUCUAUGUUUCCUACCGGCCGCGCAAUUACGUCCUGUGUCAACCACCGUUCGUCGUAACUCCAUGUUUAUUCUGGACUCGCGCUCUCUUCGCUAUCGGGGGUGAUUAUCUGCCGUCAAACUGCACCCCGAGUGUCCCAGUGCGCGCGAAGCCACCCGCCGCGCCGACGACUCGCAUGCGUAUGUACGUAGGUGCAAUUCCACUCGAAGCAACCUUGUCGAGGGGCUCAUUCUCACGUCAGACCUCACUCGCGUCACAUUCGCAAGUCCAGUCCCAGUUGAGUGCAACGACAAAAGCUGGAAAAAAACUUAACAGUCUCGCGACCCUGACGCCGAAGGAAUUUAUUCUGAUAACAGUUCGAAGUUCGUCACUUCAUGAUGAUUAAUGAAUGGAAAUGAUGACACUUGUUAUCGAUCGAACAUAUUACACGUAUAAAUGGCUGAUAAUAAUCGAGAUUAAAUCUGACACAAAUAUUAAAUAAUUUAUGUGCUUGCAAAUCAAUGUGAGAAAAACGCGUAUCGCACGUGCAACGUAUAGCAUUUUGUAGUAGCUAUAAAGAUACUCGCGUUUUGUUCGAAACAAUAUUUUUUCGUUCACGGAUUGACGUCGCUCAUAGGAACUGUACAUGUUAAUUCAUUAAUGCAUCUUAAUGUACAUAUAAUGACCCAACAUAAUGAGAACGGAGUCGAUAUUUGGUAUUUUGUCACUUAUCGUAAUCUCGGCAUCAGCAGGGAGGGAAAACAUGAUGCUCCUCGAGAGUGGGACCUGGAUUACAGAAGAAAAUUUUACGACGAUGAUCGCAAAAUCGUUUUUAUACGCCAGGUGCCUCAAUAUCUAUUUGAGUGAACCGAUUUAUGAUGCAGAAACGUUAUUCCAUCGAUUUAUAAGUAGUUAUCCGAACGAGUAUCUGUUAGGCGUAAGAAUUUACGAUUGCCAAGGAUAUUUCUUACUGGGACCGACGGAUAAAGAAAUAGCGAAAGCUAUGGAAGGAGUACCAUCGUCCAUCUCAACGACAGAAAUUCUUAUUAUUAUCAAUGGUGAAUUGAAAAAUAACUCCGAACUCUUUGAUGUCUCCUUAUAUGGGAAUUCUAAUGCAAAUAUUGUAUCAAAAUCUGGAAUCUGGACCCUAUCGGAAAAUUAUUUAAAGCCUAGAUUUUUUGUAAAAGUAGACAGCUACGAGGAUUUGAUGUAUGACUUCGACAUGAUUAAUCUCCGAGGUAGAGAACUGCAAGUAUCUACUGUUUAUCGACCACCCGUUUGCUAUCUGAACAAAACGGUAAAGAGAAUAAUCGACGGUGAAGAAGAAGACAUUUAUUUAGCAGAUAAUGAUGCAGAAAAGGACGGAAUGGAAAUCAAAAUAUUUUUGCUCCUGGCGGAGAAACUAAAUUUUACUUGGACAAUGCGAAAACCGAAAGGAACCUAUAGAUAUGGUCGACGCGUAAACGCAACACUGUGGAACGGUGGCAUGAUCCAACUUUUACGCGAGAAGAAGAUUGAUUUAGCGUUUGGGAACAUUUGGCUGACGCAAAAUCAUAACGAAUUCGUGAACAUGUCGGAACCGUGGUAUCAAUUGUCUUUACAUUUUCUGGUACCCCGGCCACAACCGAUCACGAAUUUCUGGGCGCUCACGCGACCUUUCUCGGUAGGAGUUUGGUUACUUCUAUUAAUCAUGUUGUUUGCUAAUAGCACCUUUUUAUGCAUACGUGCCAGGCUCGAUCCGAAAUUUCCGAAACGCUUUCGGAGCUUCUUCAUCACAAUUACUGAAUUAAUUGGCCGUUUAUUGGGGACUUGGGUGCCAAGAAAUAUUAUCAAUGCCAGAUUCGAGUUGCAUUUGUGGCAAUCUAUAGGAGUCGUGCUGGUGACCGCAUACAGUAGCAGUCUUGCAGUGAGACUCGCGAACUGGGAAUAUGAGGAUAGAAUUGAUACUAUACCUCAAUUUCUCGAAGCUAACUUAACAUGGGGUCGGAAGGGGGCGCAGCCCUAUUCUUACGAUUAUUUCGACAUGGACGAUCCUUACGCGAGUCAGUUGCCGUCGAGAUACGUCCCCGUGAAAGAUGACGAUGAGACUCACAGAUUAAUCGAAAGAGGUAAAUUCGCGAUCCUCGGCAAAACCAUAGACUUGAUCUUCUUUCCCGAGGACGACAUUAAGGACGAGGAUCUCGAAGACUAUAGACUCAUGAAGCAGUCAUUGGGCAGAUUUUACUCAUCCUUUGCUGUUCAGCCUUGGUUGUUACGACCUUUUACUACGAUAAUAUUAUGGCUAAAGGAAUCAGGCAUAACUCACUAUCAUCUCACGGACGUGCUCCGCCGAAGAACCAACUUCAAUCUUUUCGAGGUUCUCGAAGAGUACGAAGGAAGCGAUGGAAAUGCUAAAAGUCUCAAGCUGACGCCGUUAGGAGCAGGUUUCAUGAUGCUCAUCGUGGGUCUCUUAAUAUCUACAGUAGUAUUUUUCUACGAACUGAAACAAGCCGCCGAUUCGCGAUCAAUUCGCGAGGUUUUUCGAGACAUUCAAAAGAGACGGGAAGAGUGGAAGCUGUCGGCGUACAAGAAAAAAUGUCAGAGAGAAGCUGAAUUCGUAGAUCUCAAUUCGAGCAAUAUGAAUAUUGAUUUACUGAUAAUUAGAUCUGCCAGACGUUCAGUGAGUGCUUUAGAUAUUAGGAAUAAUGCUUUUUCCACUAAUUAUGGUUCACAUAGUAAUUGAAUGUAUAAAAUAUUCAACAUAUUUAUUUAUGUUACGAGAUAUUGAAUCACAUUUUGCGGAUUAAUUAUAUACAGAAUUAAAAAUUUCCUAAACGUGAAGAUAUCGUGAGAAUCACUUUUUUUAUUUCUAUAAUGUUAUAGAGAAUUGAAACCAGCGAAUUAUAUUGUUAUGAAUCGGCGACGCGCGCCUUUAUAAUCGAAGCGCGCGGAGUAAAUCGCGCGCUCUUGUUUAUCGCGCCGCGGUUGUGUCAGCUGUCCUCGGGUCAGCUGAUUGCGCUCGAACAAUAAAGACAAACGUCAAUGUUAAAUCGAUGAAAAAGAUAGACGUUGUAGUAACCUGAUCGUCUUUAAAAAAACAGAAGUAAUUUCGCCGCGGUCGCCGUCGAAAGCGUACGAAUCCGUUCUUCGUAACCCGAAACGGUAUGAUCCAAAUCGCGAAUUCGACGUUAAUUUACCGUCAUAAACUCCGCCGUGAAAGGUGUAUUAAAAGUGUAUCGUUGUUGUUAAAUAUAUGUUAAUUGAAAAGUGAAUCUGAAUCAUUCUUUCGGUGUGUUGGUCGCGUGUGCUAUUCCGGCGAUAAACCAUCCGACAAUAUUAAAAUCAUAUGAAACUUGCUCAGGUUUGAAAACAAAUCAGAUAGUAAACAAUUACUUAAGCGGUAAUUUUUAUUAGUUGCGUUACGAAAACCUCAAUAUCCAUUUAGAUAUAUUAUACGCAUGUAUCUAUAUACACGUAUCAACGUUGAUAACUCAUUUUCAUUACUAAAACAUUGUUAUAUUCUUCACAUUGUCUUAGAAUCUUUAAUUCUAAUUAAAUCUAUCUAUCUAUCUAUCAUAUUUCUAAUGAUAUUUGAACAACAAAUAAUAAUGUAAUAUGCAUUCAUUUAUACAGAUAUUUUAUUUUGGAUUUCUUGUAAAUGUUGUAAAUGUGAUAAAUAUAAAAUGUAAUAUAAUGAGAUAUGUAGAUAGAAAUUAUAUGAUCGCAAGACAUAUAA